ACAGAUUGUUUCAGUUCAUUUUAGUUGUCUUUGGAUUCCGGUUCGGUUAAAAUGCUACGUGUCAGUAUUCUAACCAUACUCGCAGUGUUAUCGGUGAGCUUCACCGUAUCACAUUCGGCGCGAAUUCUGGGAUUAUUUACGUCGCAUUCGAAAUCCCACUUGAUUGUUCAUAUGAAUACGAUUCGUCCGAUGAUAGAACGUGGUCAUGACGUAACUAUUGUAACAACUAUACCAGUGAAAGAACCAAAUCUAAAAUUCCGUCAUAUUAAAUUGAAACAACCAGAUAUGGACCGUAGUGGAAUAGCUCAGGACACAAAAGGCUUGUUUAAGACGAUGCAGUUAAUGAUGAAAGUCUCGACUAAUCUAUUGCACUUGACUAAUCUGACGAUAAACGAUCCAGAGAUGCAGAAACUGAUGCGGGAAGAAUCGUUUGAUCUAGUUGUUAUGGGGUAUUUUUUCAAUGAUUUUCUCAUCGGAGUCGCUGGCCACUUCAAAUGUCCACUCAUUAUAAACUGGAUGGGAUCUCCUACACAGCACUUGGGGAAACUGGUGGGGAAUCCCCCAGAGAUAUCCUAUGUUCCCAGUUUAUUGUCUGGCUUACAACAGCCAAUGGGGUUUUUUGACCGAGUUAUCAGCUAUGUGUUUUCUGCAGUUGAACUUGGACUGUUCUCUUAUGUGAAUUACCGAAUGGACCAAUACUACUCAUAUAAUUUCCCACCGGAUAAAUAUCCGUCUUAUGAAGAUAUGAAAAAGAACGUUUCACUGCUUUUCGUAAAUACUUACUUGAGCCAAGGAUACAUUCAACCCAAUGUACCAACCAUCAUACAAAUCGGAGGAAUCCAAAUAAAGCCAAAACCGGAUCCACUACCGCAGGACAUCAAAGAAUUCAUAGAUAGCGCAGCAGAAACGGGUGUCAUUUAUUUCUGCUUAGGAUCAAAUAUUGGUGCCGACUUCCUAACUCCUGAUUUUAUCAAUAUAAUAUUUAAGGUACUCUCUGGUGUCAAACAGAAUGUAAUUUGGAAAUGGGACAAGGACGAACUUCCAGGAGAAUCUCCUAACAUUCUUUAUAAAAAAUGGCUUCCGCAGGACGAUAUUCUUGCUCAUCCAAAUCUUAAGCUUUUUAUUACUCAUGCUGGUGGUGGAGGAGUUGCAGAAGCCCAAUAUCAUGGUGUUCCAAUGGUGGCAAUUCCCUUUUUCGCCGAUCAAUUCUCUAAUGCAAAUAAAUUACAAAAAGCCGGUCAUGGUAUAGUCGUGGACAAAGGGACUCUGACGGAGGACCUGUUCCGUAAAGCUGUUCUCGAAGUUUUGGAAAAUACUACGUAUACAGAUAGUGUAAAGACAUUUUCCAGAAUAUUUAGAGAUCGACCUUUGAGUGCGAGGGAUACUGCUGCUUAUUGGAUGGAAUAUGUUUUGAGGCAUAAAGGAGCAAAGCAUCUCCAGAGCCCGGCAAUUCACAUGAAUGCCAUACAAUACUAUGGACUUGAUGUUAUUGCUUUCCUCAUUGGUGUUGCAUAUGUAGUCUGCAAAGUAAUUAAAUUUAUUUGGUCGAUGACUAUAGGGGCGCUAUGCAGGAGAAUUUGUAAGAGUAAAAAGAAUACUAGUUCUAAGAAAAAAAAUCAGUAAUAUUGAACUCUUGAUGUUAAGGUGCGAAAUUCUAGGAAUAAA
This is a messenger RNA of Hermetia illucens (black soldier fly), 1665 nucleotides long. RefSeq names its product UDP-glucosyltransferase 2-like. The transcript is spliced from 3 exons. The record is from RefSeq and is a predicted model, not a curated record. Gene Ontology annotation, molecular function: UDP-glycosyltransferase activity. Bases 52 to 1623 code for a protein of 523 amino acids. Lineage: Eukaryota; Metazoa; Arthropoda; Insecta; Diptera; Stratiomyidae.